Nematostella vectensis (starlet sea anemone) is the source of this 1785-nucleotide messenger RNA. RefSeq names its product cuticle collagen 3A3. Lineage: Eukaryota; Metazoa; Cnidaria; Anthozoa; Actiniaria; Edwardsiidae. The record is from RefSeq and is a predicted model, not a curated record. The coding region runs from base 179 to 1369 and encodes 396 amino acids. The transcript is spliced from 5 exons.
GCCAUACUUAAGACACUUUGGGAACAACUAAGUUGGUUUGUUUUAUUCGCCAUAAGCAACAUAUUCAUGUGGACUGAAAGAAAGGAUUUCUUCAAGUUGAAAUUAUGACUUUUUUACGACGCAGAGCCUGUAAUAAAUAUUGGUGUUCAUUUGCAGAAAACGCGUAGGAAGAAAGAAUAUGUCGACAAAAGUUCGGAGCUUUUGUGAGGAUGAUAGGCAAAGAGCCAAAAGCUCGUUAGGAUUUUCUCUUCGUCCCUGCUCAGACUUUACACCACGCCACCACGAACACAGGCAAAGCUACCACGAACACAGCAAAGAAACUACUAUUUUCAAUCCGUAUUUUACAAACGAUGAUGAUACAAAGACAAAAUCAGUGAGUCGCUCUCACAGAAACUCUUCCGCCAGCUCUACGAAGGAGUUAUUUAUCCGAUGUCCAUCUCCUUCAGAUGUUGCAUCUAUCAAAACAGAGGUGGAAUCAUCUCGAAGGCAGUCCUUAGUUGUACUAGGUACUCUGAUCGCUUUAUUUAUUCUAACAAUGGUUACAUUAACCUUGACAAUUCUAAACACUCUGAGGAGUUCCUGCGAUUGUUCUGGUUUCUCAAGCAGACGAGGCAUGAAUUCAUCAAGUGAUGACAUCGAUGUCAAAAGGAAUAUCCUGGACCUUCAAAGCAAGCUGGAACGCUUGAGCCAGCAAUAUAAGGAGCUGAAUGACACCCUCACUCCAGUCCUCCGCAGCCCGACAAGUCUGAUAGGCCCACCGGGUCCUCCAGGGCUUUGUAAUGUCGACGUGUGUAAAGGAACGCCUGGGAUCCAAGGACCACAAGGGCUCCCCGGAAAACAAGGACCUGCAGGUCCUCAAGGUCGGCAAGGAGCAUCAGGACCUCCAGGGAUACCGGGCCUUAAUGGGACCGUAGGGCCAAGAGGGCCCCAGGGGUUUUCUGGACCAAGAGGCUUACAAGGGACUCCCGGUCAAAAUGGACUCCAGGGACCCCCAGGGCCGCAAGGACCUAUGGGUGUGAACAACUCGAUUGGUCCGCCCGGUCCUCCCGGCCCACAGGGUCCCCAAGGUACGGGCAACUUGAGUCGGUGCGAAUACAUGGUCGUCACUGAUGCACGGCAGACGGCAGGGAGCACGGCUGAUCGUUUAGCGCUGUUAAGAGCAGACCAUCACCCGGGCUAUGUCAUAACAGGAACUUUGUGCACCACAGUGAAUGGUGCAGAGGCCCAAUUCACAGCGCUGUAUGAUUCCAGGGUGAAUGUCUGGGUGUACAGGUGUCACUGCAUGGGCUCCUCACCUUACUUCAACCCUGGGAAUGCUGAGGCUGUCUCCUGCAGUAUUCAUUACUGGAUAUGCCCUAUUAUUAUGUGAUUUGAUUUGUUGGCGUUGAUUUUGUUUAAGCCACUAAAGGCCUGGCUAAACGCGUAACAUGUCGCCCGUAUAUCUCCUAGUAGUCCUAGUUUAGCCACCACAGGAAUCCUGAAGCGGAGACCCGACCUCUGAAACCGCAUCCUGACCAUCAUGCACCGUGCGCUCCUUCAACAUUCCCAAAAAUGCAUCGCGCGUCGUCUGGGUACGGGACUGGCGUACUACAUGUUUUUGGUAGUGGCUAAACUGGGAAACAUUUAGGAGAUAUGUCGCAUAGUCAAGCCAGGCCUUGACACCCGUCGCUCAUUCAACGAUAAUGUUAUGUAAUAUACGUGGUUUUGAUGAUAAUCGAGAUUUCCAUUAAACUUCCAUACACGUUAAAAGUUUUGCAUGAACAGAUGGCGGGGAGCCACAUAUAA